AGGAACGGGGAGCCUGACGCCCCGCGCCGAGUGGAGAGCGAGGCCGAGGCCGCCGCGCUGCACAGGGCCGGCGCCCGGCGGGGCUUCGCGGCGGAGUUCGCAGACGUCCUGGCCGCGCGCGACCUGUACGCGGCCAUCGGGGCCUCCGUCCUCACCCCAGAGGCCGAGCUGCGCCGCUGCUACCUGCGCACCGCGGUCCGGGCGCACCCGCGCGCGGCGGCCACCGAGGAGGCCGCCGCGGCCUUCCAGCAGGCCACGGCCGCGUGGGCGGAGCUCGCCAGCGCCACCUCGCGCUGGCGCUACGACGCGGAGCUGCAGGCGGGCCGCGGCCUCCUCGUGGGCCCCGCGCGGCACCGGUGCCUGCCCCUGACCGACGAGCGGGCGCUGGCGGCCUUCGCCUCCGCGGCCGCCCACUGCGCCGCGGAGGGCCCGGCGCCUCCCGGCUUCGAGGGGGUGCUGCGGCGCGCGCGGGAGCUGGCGGCCGCCCCGGCGGCGGAGGCGGAGCCCGCCGCGCCCUGCGCUGCCCGCGCCGUGGCCACCUGCGCGGGCCUCGCGGCCGCGGGGGUGGUGGCGACCGCCGCGGGCUACCCGGGCGUGGGGCUCAUGGCGCGCAGGGCCGCGAUAUACCAGGGCCUCGGCCAGGCCGCGGUGACGGGCGCGAGCAUGUACAGGAGCAGCGACGCUGUGCGCGAGAGGGUCGACAGGAUCUGCUCCGUGCUCGGGGAGUGCGCCGAGGCGACCUCCUCGCUGCUGCCGCCCGUCGCGGCCUGCCUGGGCGACCGCGAGGGCACGCCCGAGCCCCGGCCGGCGGGGAAGGUGGUCUGGCUGCCCGUCGGCUGCCACGUGCGCUUGGUCGGCCUGCAGAGUGCGACCAGCCUCAACGGGCGCGCCGGGGAGGUCGUGGGCUUCAGGGACGCCAGGUACGAGGUCAAGCUGUUGGCCCACCAGGAGGAGGGAGGCAGGGGCGCGUCGGCGGGGCCGGCGCUGCAGGUGAAGCGCCUCAGACCCGAGAACCUCGAGCCCCUGGGGUCGCGGCCGGGCCUGGAGUCGCCGCCCUGCGGCGGGGGGGCGCCCCAGGGCGCCAGCGACUUCUUCUGACGUGCUCCAUCUCCCCCCUCCGUGUCUUCCUCCCCGCGUUUCUGCUCUUCUCUCUCUCUCUCUCUCUCUUUUGGUUUUGUUGUUCCCUCUCUUUCUCUCCAUCUCUCUCUCCGUUUCUGUGCGUGCUG
Molecule: messenger RNA, 1226 nt
Organism: Prorocentrum cordatum
Lineage: Eukaryota; Dinophyceae; Prorocentrales; Prorocentraceae
Source: the annotation of a GenBank genome assembly